CAUUCGUCCUCUCGCUCCUUCCUCGUUGUGAAUCUUUGCAGUCCCUUCCAUAGCACCUACUCUCAUAGUACACUCAAUAUCGGGCCUAGGUUAAGACCGCAUCGUCUACAACAUCACAUCCUCAACCACAUCGUCCACUUGACUGGAUUUUGGCUCUCAACACCAUUGAGCCGUCGCAACUCGGACCCACACAAAACACAACCAACCACUAUGGCGGAGGUUGAGAUAGCAAACGAGACCAUCAGAGAGCUUCACCCAGCUUGGGACGCUGCUCUGGUGGUCGCCAACGAGAAGUCGCGCAAGAAAUUUCUCGUUUCUUCUCAAGUUCUGAGAAUCACUUCCGAAUAUUUCAACGCCCUUUUCACUCGUGGUUUCCAGGAAGGCAUCAAGACCAAAGAUGGAUCGAAGCCAGACAUUCAUCUGCACGAAGAUAACCCGGAUGCAAUGGAUGUUAUUCUUUCCAUUCUUCACUACUCUUAUAAUAGCGAGUGGUAUAAAAUGAGCGCUGAGCGUUUUGCGGACAUUGCUACCCAUUGCGAUAAGUAUUGCUGCACUAUGUCGCUCACGCCGUGGAUGGAGAGAUGGCUUGCCAACUUCAACCGCACUAUCGAUCUUCGAGAUAUUGGGCACCUCUUGGUGGCCACUUCCAUCAUUGGAGAAUCACAGGCUUUUGAGAAGAUUUCGCGAUUAGCUGUGCUACGACUGCCUCUCGACUUUGACUUCAGCUCUUGGCUUGGAGACCAGUCGUCGGUCAAUCUUUCGGAAGAUGUUAGCAACUACAUAACUUCGAAGAUGAAGGAAGUUACCCAGCGCCUAUAUUCUCUCUUGCAGAACACAGUGUCAGACUUGGUGGCAAACCAGUCCGACAUCGGCUGGAUGCACAGUUCCCGCUGCCGCAAGUGCUUUCUCAUUUACGAAAAGAGCCGGUCAUCAAAGUGCCCAGACUGCCCGUCAGUCGAAGGUGAGCAGCCCGGCGCCAGAGACUACCAAGUCUUUUGCUGCUGGGAAACACGCGUCGCAGAGUGCACGCUUAUCUUGACGAAGCAUCAGCUCUACCCGAAUGAGAAGGCCUGGCGAAAGUGUACGAUUGGCGAGAUAGUCCGCCGAUUCAACAUGGUCCGAGAGACACGCACUCACAAAUGUGUGUUUGAUCAGCAAUGUCCUUUGAGGCAGCGAUUGAGAGAGCUGGAUGAGGCGGCAGUCGAUGUUAUUGGAAGCAUUCAGGGUCAAAAAUUAAGUUCUCUCGUCACGGACAAGCCCAGCACUAACUUCGAUGAUGAUGGCAAGGGUGAGGGCCAGGUUGACGCCAGUUAAGACUGGAAGGCUUGGGGCGGCUGCUACACUUAACUAUCUCUUCUGAGCCGGAUUUAAUCGCUCGCCGUUUGGGCCUUGAGCGUUGACUUUGAUAUUAAAAGGGCAGUUCAGCGGUAAAGCGAAUGAGAUUCGAACAAUUUUCGUUGAAACUUCUUUGAACGAAUUGUAGAUGAAGAUGCCACAAAGCUCACGGUUCUUGCGAUUCCGUUCUCCUCUCUGUCUUUCCUAAUAUUUCUCCUGAAACCCAGCAAGCAACGAGGAGAGAAGAGACAGCCUCCGCAU
This is a messenger RNA of Colletotrichum navitas, 1596 nucleotides long. RefSeq lists its product as uncharacterized. NCBI's taxonomy places the organism in Eukaryota, Fungi, Ascomycota, Sordariomycetes, Glomerellales, Glomerellaceae. The coding region runs from base 211 to 1314 and encodes 367 amino acids. The transcript is spliced from 2 exons. Gene Ontology annotation, molecular function: protein binding. The record is from RefSeq and is a predicted model, not a curated record.